Messenger RNA from Artibeus jamaicensis (Jamaican fruit-eating bat), 480 nucleotides. It is a transcript of the gene IQCF2, whose product is annotated as IQ motif containing F2. Bases 1 to 480 code for a protein of 159 amino acids. The transcript has 3 exons. Gene Ontology annotation, molecular function: calmodulin binding. The record is from RefSeq and is a predicted model, not a curated record. NCBI's taxonomy places the organism in Eukaryota, Metazoa, Chordata, Mammalia, Chiroptera, Phyllostomidae.
AUGGGGAUUCAAUUUUGCACAAAAGGCAAUCUUAUUUUAGUUGUAAUCGAGGAAGAGGAAAUAAUUGAAGUGCAGAAGAAGAAAAGGGAAAAAAAGAAAAGUUUGAAAAAACAAGUAAAAGCAGCCAGGAAGAUCCAGGCCUGGUGGCGGGGCACCCUGGUGCGCCGGACGCUGCUGCAUGCGGCGCUCAGGGCCUGGGUCAUCCAGAGCUGGUGGCGGCUGAUGCUGGCCAGGAUGCUGCACAAGAAGCGGAGGGUGGCCCUGAUGAACUACACCGUUGGAGAGAGGGCAGUGGUCAAGCUCCAGUCUCUGGUCCGCAUGUGGCGUGUCCACUGGCGGUACUGCCAGGUGCUGAACGCCAUCUAUGUCAUCCAGUGCCACUGGCGCUGCCACGACUGCCAGACCUGCGCACUCCUCCGGGGCCACUGCGUGGUCACCGACACUCACCUGCAGUUCCACAUCGAGAUCACCAACCCCUGA